AUGGAACCUGUCGAGGAUUCUGCAAAGGAAGACAGUCGAGCUCUAGGAGCAACACUGUUUGUUAUGGCCACAAUCGGCGUCACUAUGUGUAUAAUUGCAAUAAGAGAAGAUUACCGAUUGAGAAAACUGUAUCUAUUUAAAUACUUUAGUCUUUCGCAUGCUAUUAUCCACGGUCUAAAUCAGUUCUUAGUUGUAAUUAUAUUCAUGUCUACGCAGACUUUUGUAGGACAAUGGAUGAAGCCCCAUGUAGUGGGCUAUUUCGCUCUUUCAUUGCAAUUUUCAAGCCUUUACACUUCGAUAACAAUGAGCUUGAAUCGGUUGAUGUCUGAACAUGGAAAAACAAGUGUUCUCAAAAUCAACCUCAUAUUCGUAGAAAUAUGCACUAAAUCAUUCAUAGAAGAUUGCGGCUUUCAUUUUCAACCAAAUGGAGCACUAUUUCACUUUGGUAAAGCACCUUGCGGUGAAUUUGUUUCUCUUUAUAUGGACAUUAUUUUCAACUUAAUCUUAACGUCUAUAGUUGUACCUAUGGACAUCUACUCACUCUAUACCCUAUACAAGUACAGCAAGAGUCGAGUAAUGAGCACAAGACGAGUGAAAACAGAAAAACCAUGGUUUGUUCAGACGCUCUCAAAUUCUUUGAUAUUUGCGUCAAUGCUGUUUUGUUUUCACAUAGCAGUCUUUUUCCCAAAUGGUCUUGGUCCAUUUUUACUUACUGUUGCAGCAUGGGAAUUUUGGCUUAUGUCUCCGCAGAUUGUUGGAGUUUUUGUACAGAAAGAAUACCGCCUUGCAUAUGCGAAGUUAUUUGGGUUGAAAGUAGCAACAAAAACAGAUCUAAUGGUUCAGACAACGGCAACAAAAAAUGCUUGGCAUAGUGUAAAUUCUUAG
Cylicocyclus nassatus is the source of this 885-nucleotide messenger RNA. The record is from the annotation of a GenBank genome assembly. NCBI's taxonomy places the organism in Eukaryota, Metazoa, Nematoda, Chromadorea, Rhabditida, Strongylidae.